UGAUGACAGUAUGUUUGUUAAGACCUCAACGCCUGAGGAGUGGAUCGCACAAGGAGAUUAUUACGCUAAACACCAGUGCUGGAAGGUUGCCGCCAAGUGUUACCAGAAAGGAGGUGCAUUUGAGAAGGAGAAGUUGGCGCUGGCCCAUAACACCGCCCUGAACAUGAAAUCCAAGAAAGUCAGCCCCAAGGAGAAGCAGGUGGAGUACUUGGAACUGGCCAAGACCUAUUUGGAGUGCAAGGAGCCAAAGCUUUCCCUUAAGUGCCUGAGCUACGCCAAGGAGUUCCAGCUGUCCGCCCAGCUGUGCGAGAGGCUGGGGAAGAUAAAAGAUGCUGCCUGUUACUAUAAGCGAAGCCAGUGCUACAAAGAUGCUUUCAGAUGCUUUGAGCAGAUUCAGGAAUUCGAUCUAGCACUCAAAAUGUACUGCCAGGAGGAGCUUUUUGAAGAAGCUGCUAUUGCAGUGGAAAAGUAGGUGGUUUUAUUCUCUCCCUUCCUCCACUCUGUUCCCUCCAUCCCACUGCUCUCUGGGGCAUCCUACCCUGGAUGGUGUUAUCCUGCUCUUCUGAAGUGACUUGCCCAUG
Leptonychotes weddellii (Weddell seal) is the source of this 581-nucleotide messenger RNA. NCBI's taxonomy places the organism in Eukaryota, Metazoa, Chordata, Mammalia, Carnivora, Phocidae. The record is from RefSeq and is a predicted model, not a curated record.